AUGGCUCCCUUCCACCACCUCCGUCAGUCGCCCACCACUUUCGACCUGGCCACCUGUGCCGCCUUGAUGCAGCGCGGCCGCGUAACAGACCUCUUCAUCCUCUGCCUCGGCGUCGGUCUCGGUAUCCUCAUCUACGCUCUCAUGCACGACCUGGCCUCCCGUGGACGGUGCAACACAUGCUCCUGUGCCGGACAACAACAUGCCAAUUCGUCAUGGUCGGCCGAGACCCUCCCGGCCUAUGUCGUGCACGCAAGCGGACCGGUCGACCUCAACGCGGCAGUCGUCCAACGGCCAGUUGCGACCAAGGAGUGA
This is a messenger RNA of Apiotrichum porosum, 312 nucleotides long. RefSeq lists its product as uncharacterized. Lineage: Eukaryota; Fungi; Basidiomycota; Tremellomycetes; Trichosporonales; Trichosporonaceae. The transcript has 2 exons. The coding region runs from base 1 to 312 and encodes 103 amino acids. The record is from RefSeq and is a predicted model, not a curated record.